AUGGAAUUUCCAAUAGAGGGGCCGGUUCAAGGCGACACGGGAACUUCUUAUGUUAUACAGACUAAAAAGCUCUCCUACACUUUCCACAGUCUGUAUGAUGAAUAUAGACAUUUUUUAUUUUGGAAGAGUGUUAAGGUAUCGCCAAGGUUCAUCGUCAAGAAUGUGGAUUUCGAGGCGAGGCCGGGGGAAAUCACAGCAAUUGCAGGUCCUAGUGGAGCAGGGAAAACUACACUGUUGGAGAUUCUAGCUGGGAAGAUUUCACCUAGGAAGGUUUCUGGUGAGGUGCUGGUUAAUGAUCAUCCUAUGCACAUCGACAGUUAUCGUAGACUGUCGGGUUAUGUUACUCAAGACGACGUCUUAUUCCCACUUCUUACUGUCGAAGAAGUCCUGAUUUAUGGUGCGCUUUUGAGGGUUCCGGGUGGGAAAGGAGUGGCUAAGCAUAGAGUUAAGAUGCUGAUGAAGGAGCUUGGACUUGAACAUAUAUCUGAUUCAAGAAUCGGUGAAGGUUCAAGCCAUGGCAUUUCUGGUGGGGAAAGGAGGAGGGUGUCAAUUGGGAUGGAAUUGGUCCACGACCCUGCGGUUUUGCUCAUCGAUGAACCAACUUCAGGCUUGGAUUCAGCAUCGGCCCUUCAUGUUAUUUCUCUGCUGAAAUUAAUGGCUGUCAAUCAAGGUAANGUUAAGGUAUCGCCAAGGUUCAUCGUCAAGAAUGUGGAUUUCGAGGCGAGGCCGGGGGAAAUCACAGCAAUUGCUGGUCCUAGUGGAGCAGGGAAAACUACACUGUUGGAGAUUCUAGCUGGGAAGAUUUCACCUAGGAAGGUUUCUGGUGAGGUGCUGGUUAAUGAUCAUCCUAUGCAGAUCGACAGUUAUCGUAGACUGGCGGGUUAUGUUACUCAAGACGACGUCUUAUUCCCACUUCUUACUGUCGAAGAAGUCCUGACUUAUGGUGCGCUUUUGAGGGUUCCGGGUGGGAAAGGAGUGGCUAAGCAUAGAGUUAAGAUGCUGAUGAAGGAGCUUGGACUUGAACAUAUAUCUGAUUCAAGAAUCGGUGAAGGUUCAAGCCAUGGCAUUUCUGGUGGGGAAAGGAGGAGGGUGUCAAUUGGGAUGGAAUUGGUCCACGACCCUGCGGUUUUGCUCAUCGAUGAACCAACUUCAGGCUUGGAUUCAGCAUCGGCCCUUCAUGUUAUUUCUCUGCUGAAAUUAAUGGCUGUCAAUCAAGGUAAAACAAUUAUCCUGACCAUCCAUCAACCUGGAUUUCGAAUCCUCGAGUUGUUUGACAGACUUGUUCUGCUCUCAAAUGGAUAUGUCCUGCACAAUGGUUCAUUAGAAUUACUCGAAGAACGGCUCAAAAAAGCUGGUUAUCACAUACCUCCACAUAUCAACGUGCUCGAAUUUGUCAUCGAUAUCUCUAGUAGCAUAACCAUACAAACUUCAGAAUCUCCCAACAGCAAGUCCGUUUUCGAAACUGAUGUAGAAAGUGAAGGAAGUGCAGAAAAUGGUUAUCACAGUGUAAGAAUUUCGACUUCCUGUGACAAGAAAAAAAUUACAUCUUACUCAAAUUCUCAAUUUCAGGAGGUUCUAAUUCUAGGGGAAAGAUUUUGCAAGAACAUUUUCAGAACCAAAGAACUCUUUGCAACACGAAUAAUUCAAGCUGUGGUAGUGGGAUUCAUACUCGGUACAAUAUACAUGAAUGUCACCAAUAAUAUAGGGAAGGUUGCUUUACAAACCCGACUUGGAUUCUUCGCUUUCAGUCUCAGUUUCUUGCUAUCCUCCACGACGGAGGGCCUGCCAAUUUUCCUGCAAGAGAGAAGAAUAUUAAUGAGAGAGACAUCAAGAGGAGCAUAUAGGGUAUUAUCUUAUGUUUUAGCAAACACCAUUGUGUUCCUUCCUUUUCUCUUAAUGGUUGGUCUACUCUUCAGUACCUCAGUUUACUGGCUAAUCGGCCUGAGGCGCGAUUUGGAUGGUUUUCUCUAUUUCUCCCUGGUGGUUUGGGUGGUUGUCCUUAUGUCAAAUUCUUUCACGGCAUGCUGCAGUGCACUUGUGCCGAACUUUAUAAUGGGUACAUCUAUAAUUUCAGGGCUAAUGGGGGCCUUCUUUCUCUUCUCUGGGUAUUUUAUUGCUCAGGAGAAUAUACCCAGCUACUGGAUCUUCAUGCAUUACUUGAGCCUGUUCAAGUACCCUUUCGAGAGUUUGAUGAUAAAUGAAUACGGAGGAAAAGGAAGCAACAAGUGCUUGGAAAUUUUAAGUGGUCAAUGCAUCCUAUAUGGAAAUGGGUAUUUGAAACAGCAGGGUCUUAAAGAGUCACAGAAGUGGACUAACAUGGCUGUGAUGUUGAGUUUCGUCUUAGGUUACAGAGUUCUCUGUUUUCUCAUUUUAUGGUUCAGAUGUUACAGAACCAGAUAUUAA
Fraxinus pennsylvanica is the source of this 2403-nucleotide messenger RNA. NCBI's taxonomy places the organism in Eukaryota, Viridiplantae, Streptophyta, Magnoliopsida, Lamiales, Oleaceae. The record is from the annotation of a GenBank genome assembly.